This is a messenger RNA of Hibiscus syriacus, 672 nucleotides long. Its product is annotated as pyrroline-5-carboxylate reductase-like. The record is from RefSeq and is a predicted model, not a curated record. Bases 8 to 583 code for a protein of 191 amino acids. The transcript has a single exon. NCBI's taxonomy places the organism in Eukaryota, Viridiplantae, Streptophyta, Magnoliopsida, Malvales, Malvaceae. Gene Ontology annotation, molecular function: pyrroline-5-carboxylate reductase activity. Gene Ontology annotation, biological process: L-proline biosynthetic process.
CGAAGACAUGGAGGCAGUGCCUAUACACACCGAAAGCUUCAAGCUUGGCUUCGUCGGAGCCGGCAAAUUGGCUGAGAGCAUUGCCAGAGGAGUGGUGCAAUCUGGUCUUUUGCCUCCUCAGCGUAUUUCCACAGCAAUUCACUCAAAUCCCGACCGUGGUCUUGGCUUCCAAUCACUCGGCAUCCAUGUUUAUAGUUACAACAACGACGUUGUGAAUGCUAGUGAUGUGAUCAUUUUUUCAGUGAAGCCCCAAGUAGUUAAAAAUGUGGUCUUGCAGCUGAGGCCGUUACUUUCGAAGAAAAAGCUUUUGGUUUCCAUUGCUGCUGGAAUAAAACAGAAGGAUCUGCAGGAAUGGGCUGGCCAAGGCCGAUUUAUCCGGGUGAUUCCUAACACACCAUCUGCUGUUGGUAUGGCAGCAUCAGUUAUGAGCUUGGGAGAAUCUGCAACAGAACAGGAUGGGAAAUUAGUUGAGAAAUUAUUUGGAUCAGUUGGCAAGAUAUGGAAAGCUGAUGAGAAACUGUUUGAUGCUGUCACUGGAACAGAUGAUUGCUGGACAAUCAUUUUAUAUAAGCAUGCUAAUUAAGUGUUGUUUUAAAAGCUUGAACUCGAUUCGAGAUAAAGUUGAAUUUAGGUAUGAUGAUGGAUAAUGCAGGUUUAGAUAUUUGUAGGUAU